Messenger RNA from Nothobranchius furzeri (turquoise killifish), 2484 nucleotides. Its product is annotated as voltage-gated potassium channel subunit beta-2. Gene Ontology annotation, biological process: potassium ion transport; regulation of potassium ion transmembrane transport. The record is from RefSeq and is a predicted model, not a curated record. NCBI's taxonomy places the organism in Eukaryota, Metazoa, Chordata, Actinopteri, Cyprinodontiformes, Nothobranchiidae. Gene Ontology annotation, molecular function: potassium channel regulator activity; voltage-gated potassium channel activity; transmembrane transporter binding. Gene Ontology annotation, cellular component: voltage-gated potassium channel complex; cytoplasm; membrane.
AUCUUCAGGAAUCUUUCAAAAUAGCACAACUUUGUUAUUUUCCUUCUGUUUUUUUUUUUUUGCGUCAAACUCAGAGGCAGCUUCAGUCUAACGUAGAUGUAGAAGCUGCACCUGAACAAAAAGAGGAGCGCAGUCCUAAUCAGCACCUGCAACCUCCAUAGCCAUGUUUGCCAGCCGUGGUGCCAGCGGUGGAGGUAAAGGGGGCAAAUACUCAGUGGAGGACCUCUAUGGCAUCAGCAAGAAGCCCAAGGCAUCCACUUCCUCUGGGAGCAUUGUGGCCAAGUCUGGAACCAAGAGCAGCAAGACCUCGGAGCAGAGGAGCGAAUCGGAGGCCUUUGCCUCUCAGAUCCUGGAGGCGGCGCACAAACUGGUGGAGCGGAGGCGACUGGAGCUUUACCUGAGGGAGUAUGGCCUCUCGCUGGCUGAUUGUGUGUCGGAACGCUCUGCUAUGACAUACAGGAACCUUGGGAAGUCCGGCCUACGUGUGUCCUGCCUUGGUUUAGGCACCUGGGUGACAUUUGGAUCACAGAUCUCUGAUGAGAUGGCCGAGAACCUCAUGACCAUAGCUUAUGAAAAUGGAGUGAACCUGUUCGACACAGCGGAGGUGUACGCUUCUGGAAGAGCCGAAAUCACUCUAGGGAAUGUCAUCAAGAAAAAGGGGUGGAGGCGCUCCAGUUUCGUCAUCACAACAAAAAUCUACUGGGGAGGCCAAGCAGAGACCGAGAGAGGACUCUCCAGAAAGCACAUUAUUGAAGGUUUACGAGGAUCCUUAUCAAGACUCCAGCUAGAUUAUGUGGAUAUAGUUUUCGCCAACAGGAAUGACGUCAACAGUCCAAUGGAAGAGAUCGUUCGGGCCAUGACGUUUGUAAUAAACCAGGGUAUGGCUAUGUACUGGGGAACGUCUCGCUGGAGCGCCAUGGAGAUCAUGGAAGCUUACUCAGUGGCUCGUCAGUUCAACCUGAUACCACCCGUGUGUGAGCAGGCAGAGUAUCACUAUUUCCAGAGGGAUAAAGUAGAGGUGCAGCUUCCUGAACUCUACCACAAGAUCGGGGUGGGGGCUAUGACCUGGUCUCCUCUUGCUUGUGGAUUAAUCACAGGGAAAUACAGCGAUGGCGUGCCUGAGUGCUCCAGAGCAGCCAUGAAGGGAUACCAGUGGCUGAAGGAAAGGGUGAACAGUGAGGAGGGUCGUAGGCAGCUCGCUAAAAUCAAGGAGCUCCAUCUACUGGCCGACAGACUGGGCUGCACUGCUGCACAGCUGGCCAUAGCCUGGUGUCUUCGGAGUGAAGGAGUCAGCUCAGUCCUUCUGGGCGUCUCUACCGCAGACCAGCUAAUCGAGAACCUGGGUGCCCUCCAGAUUUUAUCCCAAAUGAACCCUCAGACCAUCACCGAGAUCGACGCCCUGCUGGGAAACAAGCCACACGCCAAGAAAGAGUCACGCGCCUGAAAGCAACCGAAGAAGUUUCAAGGAGGAGGAGGAAAAAACUUUGGGGGAAACAAACGUCGCUUUUUGCUCUGCUGUAUACUCAACUUGCAUGUUCUCGGCAACAUUACGCUUCCAGUAUGUGCGCAUACCCAUUCUGCGCCGCAAAUAUUACCAUGUAUUUACAGAAAAAAAAAAGAGUUGUGGAUGAGGAGGAGAUCACUUAAUGCUCACUGUCCGUUGUUCAGGAGGCAGGCGAGAGCUGAUGUUUGCUAAAGAAGGUCAGACUCUGGUGGGGAAUAGAACCCCCACCUCUUUGCUAAAAUGGGACUUUACUGGUGCUUUCACUGGACGUGCGAGCCUCCUCCCGUUGCAGCUGCCUGUUACUCUUUACCAUGCUUAGCACUCUGCAGCCAAAGGGUCAAAGGUCAACACUCAAGUGUCUAGCCCAACUUAUCCCAUAAUUUGCAUGUGACUGGUCGGCUACGCUCACGGCUUUACAGGGUUGGGAACACUGGAGUGUUUUUAGAGUUUUUAAAUUACUCCGACUGUUAAAAAAGGAAAAAGAUCUGUCUGUCUGGUAAAAAAGCAACAAAUAUUCUUCUUUUUAAAAAAUAACAGCUGCUGGUUUAAAAUAUAACAAGAGCUUUUGUUUUCCGAGAGAAUGUUUCAUCAAAACCAGACUUUAUGAUGAGGUUUUUAAGGUGGAUCUCCCAACCCGGCGACUCUCCCAGCAGUCUUUUUGCCUCCUGUUUGUAAACUGUGCGCAUGUCCCUUUAAGAGAGAAAAGCCCUAAAAGGGUGUAAAUGUGGCAUGGCUUAUGUAGAUUUGCAGUGCCCUUGUAAGCCAUUGUUUCUUUUUUUUAAUAUUAUUAUUUUCUUCUAAGUGGUCCAGCAGCUGGACCGGUUACUCUAAAGACUCUCAGCCGUCUGAAACUAGACGGGCGAUGCCUGAAGGGGAUUUGGAUGCACUGUGGGGAUCAAUUAUUCACUUGGACAGAGAUUUAGAGAAUGUCUUUAUUAUUUUUGUUAAACUUAAAAAUAUAAAGCUUCUCUGCUCAUUUA